Messenger RNA from Sphaerodactylus townsendi, 1987 nucleotides. It is a transcript of the gene PELO, whose product is annotated as pelota mRNA surveillance and ribosome rescue factor. The transcript is spliced from 2 exons. Gene Ontology annotation, cellular component: cytoplasm. Bases 459 to 1616 code for a protein of 385 amino acids. The record is from RefSeq and is a predicted model, not a curated record. Lineage: Eukaryota; Metazoa; Chordata; Lepidosauria; Squamata; Sphaerodactylidae. Gene Ontology annotation, biological process: ribosome disassembly; nonfunctional rRNA decay; RNA surveillance.
UGAGAGGGUGGAGGGGAAGAGGUUGGCGACGUUUGCGCUUGGCGUUUCCUCCUAUGAGAUCACCGGCGGCGCGCAGGCGCAGAGGAGGGAGUGUGACUAUUCUAGAUGGUGGGUGGCCGGGGUUCUGGAGGUUAACCGAAAGCGGCAAAAAUCACCAUUUUUCCCCAGGUACCGAGAAGAUUCCACUUUCCACUGCGAAGUCUCAUGAUGGGAAAGCUUCCAAUCGCGUCUGACUGGGGGUCUCCAGGUUAUUCCUUCUCCUGUGCCGCCAUUCAAGAAAUUAAGCACCUGUGACCGCAGACUGGGCAGUUGCGGCUACAGCAGGCCCCGUAUCAGGACCCCUGUGUGUGGCACCCUCCUAUAUAUCUUCCCCUUUCCCUGCUUUGGGGCAGGAGGCUUCUAGGAACUCUUGCAGAGUGGUGCUUUGCUGUUUCAGCAGGUCCCUGAGCAAAGCCAGGAUGAAGCUGGUGCGGAAGGACAUUGAAAAAGACAACGCAGGGCAGGUGACCCUCAUCCCUGAAGACGCCGAAGACAUGUGGCACACCUACAAUCUACUGCGGGUGGGUGACAGCUUGCGAGCUUCCACCAUUCGCAAGGUGCAGACGGAGUCUUCCACAGGCAGCGUGGGCAGCAACCGCAUCCGUACCACGCUCACGGUCUGUGUUCAGGGCAUCGACUUUGAUUCGCAGGCGUGCCAGUUGCGUGUCAAAGGUACCAACAUCCAGGAAAAUGAGUAUGUCAAGAUGGGAGCCUACCACACCAUUGAGCUGGAGCCCAACCGUCAGUUCACCUUGGCGAAGAAGCAGUGGGACAGUGUGGUGCUGGAAAGGAUUGAGCAAGCUUGCGAUCCGGCCUUCAGUGCCGACGUGGCUGCGGUGGUGAUGCAGGAAGGGUUGGCCCACGUCUGUCUGGUGACCCCAAGCAUGACCCUGACCCGAGCCAAGAUUGAGGUGAACAUCCCUAGAAAGCGGAAAGGAAAUUGCAGUCAACAUGACCGAGCGCUGGAGAGAUUCUACGACCAAGUGAUGCAAGCAAUUCAGCGUCACAUCUCCUUUGAUAUUAUAAAGUGUGUGCUUGUGGCCAGCCCAGGCUUUGUGAGGGAGCAGUUCUGUGACUACAUGUUCCAGCAAGCAGUGAAGACAGACAACAAACUGUUGCUGGAGAAUCGCUCAAAAUUCUUGCAGGUACACUCUUCCUCCGGACAUAAAUAUGCAUUGAAAGAAGCUCUAUGUGACCCAGCAGUAACCAGUCGACUCGCUGAUACUAAAGCUGCUGCGGAAGUUAAAGCCUUAGAUGAUUUCUACAAGAUGCUACAACAUGAGCCUGACCGGGCAUUUUAUGGUCUCAAGCAUGUGGAACAGGCCAAUGAGGCAAUGGCGAUUGAUACGUUGUUGAUCAGCGAUGAACUCUUUAGGCAUCAAGAUGUAGCUACUCGGAGUCGUUACGUCAGGCUAGUUGAUAGUGUGCGUGACAACAUGGGUACCGUUCGCAUCUUCUCUAGCCUUCAUGUGUCUGGCGAGCAGCUUGGGCAACUUACAGGUGUAGCCGCCAUCUUGCGUUUUCCCGUUGCUGAGCUUUCUGACCAAGAAGAUGAAUCUAGUUCUGAAGACGAUUGAUGACACCUUUUCUUCUUCUGAUAUCACAAGAAGACUACAGCGUUUGGGAGAUUCUUCUCCAACAUAUUGUGAGCCUUUGUACUGUGCCUUACAAAUAACUUUUGAGGACAGUAUUUUUGCAAGUGACUGUAUGGGUGAGCAUUUGGCACAGUGCUCGUUGCAGCAUAUUUAUCUAUUUCCCUUGCUGUGUUGCUGAUUAUGAUGGUAACUGGUGCAAAGAUGUAGAUCUCUGCUGGCAAAAGCUGAUUACAAAAAACAUUGGGUUUGUCUCUGUGGACUGUAUUUUGAAUGAACUAUGUAUCUUAACAGUAAACAUAAUUGACGGUUUGCAGAUGACGUACAACAAAAUAAAGCAAAACCAGGGGAAAAAA